Brassica rapa (field mustard) is the source of this 3449-nucleotide messenger RNA. RefSeq names its product eukaryotic translation initiation factor 3 subunit A. Gene Ontology annotation, biological process: formation of cytoplasmic translation initiation complex; translation reinitiation. The record is from RefSeq and is a predicted model, not a curated record. Gene Ontology annotation, molecular function: translation initiation factor activity; mRNA binding. Lineage: Eukaryota; Viridiplantae; Streptophyta; Magnoliopsida; Brassicales; Brassicaceae. Gene Ontology annotation, cellular component: eukaryotic translation initiation factor 3 complex, eIF3e; multi-eIF complex; eukaryotic translation initiation factor 3 complex, eIF3m.
AUUUGACAUAUUUUUAAAAAAUUAUAUAUUUUACCCUUCUAUUUUCUAUGUUUUUCUCUUUUAGUUUAAAAGGUGUUAUUCAGUCAGUGAUUUCAAAUCAAUGAUUAAUGUUUUAUAAUCUAUCAAAUUUUAAUAUUUCAAAAUAGUUUAAGUUGAUGAAUUUAAAAUCUCUGCAGUAGGUCUUAGAUUUUGAAUUUAUUCAUGAGAAUCCAUAAGAGAUGAUUUGAAAUCAAUCCAAAAUACAAAGAAUUUUAAAAUCUUUAAAAAUUGAAUAACACUAGAUUUUAAAUACUAGAUUUUAAUUAUUCACUGAAUAACACUAGAUUUUAAAAUAGAAUUCAAAAUCAUCAAUUGAGUAACAGUGUAUUGUGUUUAGAUUUAAACUCUAUUAAAAUAAAUCAAUGAAUAACACCACCUAAGUAUUUAUAAUUUUGCCUUUUUAUGUUAACAUGUCAAAAAAUUAAGUAUUUGCAAUUUUCUCCUUUUUAAUGUUAAUAUAUAUUAUGUUAGUAAAGGUUACCACAACUGUCGAACAGACAGAAAGGUAAACUCUGAGAUAUCAAAACCCUAGAAAACAGUUAUAAAUAAGAAUCUCUGUACCGCAUAACUUAUUGAAUCUUAGCUUCUUCAGAUUGAUUUGCAUCGAUUAUAGACUACUUUCUGCUGAGUCUAAGUAAGAGUUUGCUGGUUAAACCCUUUAGUCUGAAUCAUGGCGAUUUUUUUCAAUCCGGAGAACGCACUAAAGCGUGCAGAAGAACUUAUCAAAGUUGGGCAGAAACAAGAUGCUCUCCAGGUGCUUCAUGAUCUCAUUACCUCAAGGAGCUUCAGAUCUUGGCAGAAACCCCACGAGAAGAUUAUGUUUAGAUACGUGGAGCUUUGUGUUGACUUGAAGAUGGGACGGUUUGCUAAAGAUGGAUUGAUCCAGUACCGUAAUUCUUGUCAGCAAGUGAACAUGACUUCCUUUGAAGAAGUAACCAACCAACUCCUACGUCUUGCUACUGAGAAAGCUGAGCAGGCCCUUGAUAAGGAGACUCUUGAUGUAGAUGAUCUUGAGGUUACACCAUGGUUCAAGUUCUUGUGGGAGACAUACAGAACGGUUCUUGAGAUAUUGCGAAACAACUCCAAGUUGCAAGCCUUGUAUGCGAUUACGGCACAUAAAGCCUUACAGUUCUGUAAGCAGUACAAAAGACCAACAGAGUUUCGUAGGCUCUGCGAAACUAUGAGAAACAAUUUGGCUAACCUUGAAAAAUACAGAGACCAGAGGGACCGUCCUGACUUGACAGAGCCUGAGACUUUGCAACUUUACCUAGACACAAGAUUUGAGCAGUUAAAAGUUGCUGCUGAGCUUGGACUUUGGCAGGAAGCUUUUCGCUCUGUUGAAGAUAUAUAUGGAUUGAUGUGCAUGGUCAACAAAACGCUUAGGCCAUCUUUAUUGGUGGUGUAUUAUUCCAAAUUGACUGAGAUCUUCUGGACUUCUUCUAGCCAUCUUAACCAUGCUUAUGCAUGGUUGAAGUUGUUUAGCUUGCAGAAGAAUUUCAAUAAGAACUUAAGCCAAAAGGAUCUGCAGUUAGUAGCAUCAUCUGUUGUCUUGGCGGCACUCUCUGUUCCACCGUUUGGUCAGGCUCAUGGUAAUUCCCAUUCGGAGUUUGAAACUGAGAAAGAACGCAAUAUGAGGAUGGCCAACCUCAUAGGCUUCAAUCUUGAACCUAAAUUCGAAAGCAUAGAUAUGCUUUCCAGGGAAUCACUUCUGCAAGAGCUGGUUUCAAGUGGUGUUUUGAGCUGUGCAACUCAGGAGGUCAAAGAUCUUUACCAUCAACUAGAGCAUAAGUUUCAGCCACUUGAUCUCGGUUCAAACACUAAGCCUUUGCUGGAUAGAAUCUCCAAACUAGGUGGGAAGCUGUCAACAGCUCCUUCUUUACCAGAAGUACAUCUCUCCCAAUAUGUUCCCUCUUUGGAGAAGCUUGCUACUCUGAGGCUACUUCAACAUGUGUCUAAGAUGUAUCAGACAAUGAAAAUUCAGUUUCUGGCUCAGCUGGUCCCAUUCUUUGACUUCUCAGACGUUGAGAAGAUAUCAGUUGAAGCUGUGAAACACAAUUUUAUAGCCAUGAAAGUUGAUCAUGCCAAGGGUUUUGUAACUUUUGGAAAUCUGGGUAUUGAGUCUGAUGAGUUGAGAGAUCCCCUGACUAUUUUUGCUGAGACUAUGAACAAAGUAAGAGCAAUGUUAUUCCCUGCUUCAAGUAAGCUUGGUGACGUAGCACCAAAUCUAGAGGAGACUGUUGAAAAGGAGCAUAAGAGAUUGCUUGCUAGGCAAUCAAUCAUUGAAAAGAGGAAGGAGGAACAAGAGCGUCAGCAACUAGAGAUGGAACAUGAAGAGGAGAUGAGAAAACUUAAGCUUAGGAUGCAAACCGAAGUGGCGGAACAGAAGAGACUUGCCUCAGAGGUUGAGGAGAGGAGGAGACAAAGAAUCCUUAGGGAGAUAGAAGAGAGGGAGAUGGAGGAAGCUAAGGCUUUGCUAGAGAACACUGAUAGACGCCGGAUAAACAGAGAAGAAAGGGAGAGGAAUCUCCUUAAACUUGCUAAAACAAUUGAUUAUCUGGAGCGAGCAAAGAGAGAAGAGUCUACCCCUUUGAUUGAAGCUGCAUAUCAGCAACGACUCGUAGAAGAAAUAGAAUCUCAUGAGCGUGACCAACAGUGUGAGGUCGAGCUUAGCAGAGAACGUCAUGAGAGUGACAUGAAGGAGAAACGCAGGGUGACUAGAAUGUUAAGUUCAGAAUCUUUUGUUGAGAACAUGGAAAUAUUCCAAAAUAGAGUGAUUAGGCUUCGAGAAGCUGAGUUUGAGAGACAAAGGAGAGAGAAGGAGGAGCAUCUUCAAGCCAGGAAACAAGAGAGGGAUGUUAAAAGAAAGCGGAUAUAUUAUUCGAAAUGUGAAGAGGAAAGAAUAAGAAAGCUUCAGGAAGAAGAGGAAGCUCGUAAGCAGAGAGAUGCUGCAGGUCCUUCGCAAUCGUCUACAAAAUACAUUCCUAAGUUCAGGCUUAGCCAAGCCACUCAAGUUUCAGGCUCUGCAGAUGACCAGUGGGGAAGCAGAAGACUACAACAUAUUGGCAGGGACAAUGCUGCACCUCUGGUCGAAGGAGACCAAUGUGGAAACGGAAGUGAGCGACCUGGUGGUGAUUCUUGGCGCAGUGAAGAAGGUAGAUAUGCAUUUAGAAGUAGCGGUUCAAGGUCUUCCUUCUCAUCAAGAACCUCUCAGCGCUGAUGCCUGUGAUGUGAAAUUUUGGUCUCAGUUCCCAUAAAAUUAAGAGAGUUCAGUGAAGAAAUAAUUUUAAUCUAUUUUAAGACUCGUUUUGCUUGCUCCAUCUUGAGCUUACUUGUUCUGUAGUUCAUAUACUUUUCAGUUGGUUUUUAUCUAUUAAGUAUUCAAGCUGUGUUAGAAAACCUUUUGCAUUAAA